Megachile rotundata (alfalfa leafcutting bee) is the source of this 766-nucleotide messenger RNA. RefSeq names its product carbonic anhydrase 2. Gene Ontology annotation, molecular function: carbonate dehydratase activity; zinc ion binding. Lineage: Eukaryota; Metazoa; Arthropoda; Insecta; Hymenoptera; Megachilidae. Gene Ontology annotation, cellular component: cytoplasm. The record is from RefSeq and is a predicted model, not a curated record.
AAUGUCAGAAUACACAGGACUAAUAGGAUUACCAACAACUGGACAAUCACCAAUCAAUUUGGACGAUGAAUUUGUACGAGAACGCCAAUAUCCACCCCUUGUUAUGAAUGGUCAUUGGUUGAACGAUGGAGAAGCACGUUUAUACAAUACUGGUAGCACAGCAAAGAUAAUCCUAACUGGCGACCGAAUUCCAUCCACCAUUUCCGGCGGUCCUCUAGCAGGCGACGUUUACGAGCUCGUCGAGGCUCAUUUCCACUGGGGCGAGGACAACUGCAGGGGUGCUGAACACACCAUAAACGGCACCUGGUACUCCAUGGAAGGACACGUGCUUCACUGGAACAAGAAAUAUUUCAGCUUCGAGGAAUGCCAAAGGCACAAGGACGGCCUAUGUAUCCUGGCAUAUUUAUUCUUAGUACAACCAGGUUGCUGUGAUUGUAUUAAUCCGCAAUUGGAGAGGAUAACCGAAAACUUGAAAUAUGUGGCCGAUCCGGAUAUGGAAGCGAAAAUACCUGCUAACAGUUUGUGCUGGAUGCGUUGGGCGACAUAUUGUACCAGGUACUACACGUACGCAGGAUCAUAUAAUGUCGGUGACCAUCCGGAAUGUGCCACGUGGAUAGUGUUUCCUGUUGUUAUACCCAUUCGACCCAGUGAUAUCAACGAGUUUCGAAAACUAAGAGACAAGGAUGGAAAGUGUAUAACACAAAAUUGGCGAGAAACGCAACAGUUAAAAUGUAGACAAAUAUACUUAGCAGUGCCCAACCGGUGA